Messenger RNA from Carica papaya (papaya), 1104 nucleotides. RefSeq names its product phosphoprotein phosphatase inhibitor (gene I-2). Gene Ontology annotation, biological process: regulation of signal transduction. The record is from RefSeq and is a predicted model, not a curated record. NCBI's taxonomy places the organism in Eukaryota, Viridiplantae, Streptophyta, Magnoliopsida, Brassicales, Caricaceae. Gene Ontology annotation, molecular function: protein phosphatase inhibitor activity.
GUGUCGAGAGGUAUGAAGCUUCUCUUUUCUUCUUAUUAUUAUUUUUAUUAGUGAGCUCUGUUUCUGAUUCUGUGAAACGAAGAUUUGGAAUCAGUCAAUAUUUAAGAAAAUUUUAGCCCAGGGGUUAAAAUUCUGGUCCAGUUAAUAUUCAUGCUGUAUUUUUCUCACUUUUCUCACCAAUCAAACAAAGUUUGAGGAGGUUCUCUUUCCGCCGAUGUUCUCUUCAAUAAAUCGCGAUCCGAUUAAUUUUAGGUAAUUUUGGAACUUUCUAGUUUGCUAUCUGGUGUUUCAGGAGUUAAACAAGUUUAAAAAUGAGUAACAGAGGGCGUGUAAAGUGGAAUGAAGCUAACCUGGUGGAAAUUGAAGCUAAUAAACCUGUAAGACAGAAAAUCACUGAACCAAAGACGCCUUAUCAUCCCAUGAUUGAUGAUGAUGGUUCCAUGUCUCCUGUGCGUGGGUGCUUUGAUGACUGUGUUGAUGAUGCAAAGCAUGCUGAAGAAUUACGGACCGCUUUAAAUGAUAUGGCUUCUUCAAGUAGAAAAAGUACCCAGCAAUAUUGUGGCUGGACAUCAUCUGAGGAUGAGGGAGACCCAAUGGAAAAAGAUGAAGAUUGUGAGACGGAGAGGAGUGCAAGUUUUAAGGAGCAAAGAAAGGCACAUUACGAUGAGUUUCUGAAGGUAAAAGAACUCAGGCGCAAGGGUUCUUUCCUUGAGGAUGACGAUGAUGAAGAUGAAAACAGUGAGAAAGAUAGCAGAGGAGAUUCAUCUUCGUCAAUAAGCGCUGGCGUGAAAGACUUUCACGUGAUGGAGGAUGGCAAUACUUCCACUGCAAAAUCUUCUGUCCCCCUGGGUAAUUGAGUUAGAAGCAAGAAUGCGGUCCAAAGACACCAAACUUUAAAGUUGACUGCUCCUGGCUUCAUUUUAACUGUGAAAUGCAAUGUUUUGGCAUUAUUUCUGUUGUUCUUAGUGGAAACCAUGGCUUACCUUGUCAUUUUUUUUUUUUUCUUUUUCAUGUGGGAUUUGUAAAUAUUUUUUAAGACAAAUAAUUUUGUUUUCUUUAGUGGGCAUCAAUACCUCUUUUCCACGGGAGUACUUUAAAAAAAAA